Molecule: messenger RNA, 1828 nt
Organism: Sarcophilus harrisii (Tasmanian devil)
Lineage: Eukaryota; Metazoa; Chordata; Mammalia; Dasyuromorphia; Dasyuridae
Gene: AQP7
Product: aquaporin 7
Exons: 9
Coding region: 443-1624 (393 amino acids)
Biological process (GO): water transport; glycerol transmembrane transport
Cellular component (GO): basolateral plasma membrane; plasma membrane
Molecular function (GO): urea transmembrane transporter activity; water channel activity; glycerol channel activity
Source: RefSeq, a predicted model, not a curated record
UGUUUUCACAGUACCUGGACCCCCUCUUGGGGGAAAAAGUGGAACAGCUAGGUCUCAGAGCCAUGUUAUUUUGCCUGCCUGGCUUUUUAAUGUGUCUCAAGAGCAACUAUUAAUACCUCUGUCUCACUGACCUCUCCCCCAGAGAGGCAGCUAGGACACAGCCUCCCUCUUCUUUGUGUGUCUAAGACGCACUGGACCCUGGGCAAGUAUCAAAACAGGACAGGAGACAGGAAGGACCAAACCUCCUCUGAUUUCCUGAGCCUAAGAGUCAUAGGCUAAGGUACAUCAGGGAGAGCCCUCUCUAUGGAAGAUCCAUUUCUGGGGGUACCAGUUAUAUCUCCAGAAUUAUUUUUUACGGGAAUUAAGAAUACAGAAGAAAGAAACUGGAACUAAACUAGAAGCAGGCCCAAACCCAGGCCUAUAAGACUGAAAAUAACUCACUAUGGAUUCCAACACUCAACAAAGACGGGAAUGGGGGAAGGAGAACAAAGGAAGAAAAAAUCGGACCUCAAGUUUUUGGAAAAGAAUUCAACCCAGACACCAACCCUUAAGGAGACUACAAACAUCUAGCGAUAUGAUGCAGCGCAUGCAAGAUGCUUUGCGGGGAGACAUGAUGCGAGAAUUUUUGGCUGAAUUCAUAAGUACAUAUGUCAUGAUGGUGUUUGGUUUGGGAUCUGUGGCCCAACAAGUUCUUGGGGAGAAUAAUUAUGGGACAUAUCUCAGCAUCAACUUGGGAUUUGGCUUUGGUGUUGUAAUGGGGGUCCAUGUGGCUGGGGGAAUCUCUGGUGCCCAUAUGAACAGUGCGCUUACCUUCACAAGCUGUGUCCUGGGUCAGAUGCCCUGGAAGAAGUUUCCUGUCUACACAGUGGCACAGUGCUUUGGAUCCUUUUUAGCAGCAGCUACCAUAUAUGGUCUUUUCUAUCAGGCACUCCUACGGUACACAGAUGGGAAUCUGACAGUAACCGGUCCCCGGGCAACUGCAGGCAUCUUUGCUACUUACCCUGCCUCCUAUAUGACUCUGUGGAGGGGAUUCGUAGAUGAGAUAUUCUUAACUGGGAUACUCCAGGUAUGCCUGUUGGCCAUCAAUGACAAGAAGAACUGCCCGGCUCUGCAAGGGACCCAUCCUUUGGUCAUAGGUGUCCUUGUGAUUACAAUAGGAUUGUCACUGGGCAUGAACACUGGUUAUGCCAUCAAUCCAUCCAGAGACCUGCCACCAAGGAUCUUUACAAGCAUAGCAGGCUGGGGAAAUGAAGUCUUUACAGCAGCAGAGAGCUGGUGGUGGGUCCCUGUGGUUGCCCCGCCAUUAGGCUCCCUCAUGGGAGCUAUUGUCUACCUACUCCUUAUUGGAUCCAGUCAUCGACAUCAGAACGACCGAAAUGCAGAGGUUGCAACGACACCUAAGCCUCCUCGAGUCCUGCAGUCACUGCAGCCCCAGCAGUCCCUGAAGCAGAAGGUGAUUGUGCCCUCGUCUCAUCAUUCAUCUAUGUUUCCCCUGUCUUCUCACUCAAACAUGGAUGAUCCCCCAUCUCCUCGUGUUGGCCAUCCCCUUGCGGCUCCCUCUCUUAUUGUUUUACAUAAGAAUAUUUCUCAAAAAGUCCAAGAGGAAGAUGAGACGUUUAUGUGACAAGGAGACAAAGUCCUCCCAUGGAAGCUUCUCUUCCUUGAGUGUUGUUGGACUAGAACACUCUUUCCCCAAAGAGCAAUCCCUAAAACUGCUUUCUUUUUUCUGUAUCCUUCAGACCCUUCAGUCUUCCACCUAGGAGUCCCAAUAUUGCAACCUUUUGGCAUGGAGAAAAAGUGUCUAAUAAAAUUCAUACAUCUUGAGGUA